Messenger RNA from Octopus bimaculoides (California two-spot octopus), 1445 nucleotides. RefSeq names its product three prime repair exonuclease 2. The record is from RefSeq and is a predicted model, not a curated record. Gene Ontology annotation, cellular component: cytoplasm. Gene Ontology annotation, biological process: DNA catabolic process. NCBI's taxonomy places the organism in Eukaryota, Metazoa, Mollusca, Cephalopoda, Octopoda, Octopodidae. Gene Ontology annotation, molecular function: 3'-5'-DNA exonuclease activity; nucleic acid binding.
AUAUACGUGUGGGUGUGCUUUCACUGUUACUUAUUCUAAUUGUAUUGUUAUGAAUCAUGGAACAAUCGCAAUUGAAAUUUCACAGUUUAUUUGGUGGUUCACACACGUAUAUGUAUAUAUACCUCACUUUAUAUAAUACUGCCUAGAGGUGGCUUUAGUAUUUAUUAUAGCUGUCAAAUAAUCUUUUUUUUUUCUAUUUCUAUCAAAAUAAUGUUUAUUCGGUAGUUAUUGAAACUGUCGAGGUUGUUAUUUAUACAAAAGCAGAAGUUCUAGGUUCAAAGCAUGGCUACCCCAUCAUCGUCUACAUCUUCAGAAACAACAUCACCGUCGUCAUCAUCAUUUUCAUUCCGAAAGAUCAAUACGUUUGUUUUCUUCGAUUUAGAAACCACUGGACUGAACGAGAUUGGAAACCGACCUAAGAUUACUGAAUUGGCUAUGAUUGCUGUAAGCCGCAACGAACUAUCGUACACCCGCCCUCGCGUAUUAAACAACCUUCGCCUGUGUUUUUAUCCCAAUAAACUAAUCACUCCAGCUGCCUCUAAACUCACUCGUCUUUUCAAUGAUGCAUUGCAGGACCAAAGCAUCUUUGAUAUUAACGCCACUCAACUUCUCGACUGUUUCUUAACCAGACUAAAAAAACCAGUUUGUUUGGUGGCCCAUGGAGGAAAUGAUUUUGAUUUUGGUCUCUUACAAGCUGAACUUCGUUAUGUGCAGGCAACAUUGAUGUUGGAUCUUCUCUGUGUUGAUACAUUGAAGGCAGUGAAGGAUUUGGACACCAUAAAACCAUCUAUAAUGACCACUCCAACUAAAAACUCAAAAAUGAUUCCAAUUACACCAAGAAAAGAACCAAAAAGAAAUUACAAUGAUCCUUCCCAAACACCCAAUAACUCACAAAUUCAAGGAGUUGAUAAAGCAAAAACUUGGCUUUGGAAAGGUAUGGGCAACAGUGUUUUUCUGACCCCAAAAUCAAGCCCUGAAAAGGUCGAUAAUUCAGAUAAAUACAAUUCAGAUGAAUCAUUUGAUGAUAAUGAGCCUCUUUGUAAAAAGGGCAAAAUCUCAUACAAACUGGGAGACAUUUACAGGCGAGAAAUUGGAAGUGAACCUAUAAAUGCACAUUCUGCUGAGUCUGAUUCCAUGAUGUUAAUGACAAUUAUCAUUAAACGUAAGGAUGAAUUUCUUCCGUGGAUGGACAAAUACUCUGCUCCUUUUUCUUUUAUAAGGCCUUUAUAUGAAUACAAUCAAAGAUAACUAUUGGAUUAUUACAUUAAUAAUUUAUGUCAAAAUUCCUAACUUGAUUCUAUGAGGUGUCAAACACUCUUGAAACAUUGUUAAAAUAUCUAAACUGACAUCAGUGCUUCAGUAUACAAUUUAUAUCUAGCUUCUGGAGCAAGAUAUUGUCUAUACAUGUGCUGUUUUACUCAAUUGAUAUAUACCUCUCAGAAUCA